UAUUUACCUUUCAUUCUGCGUUUUACAGAAAAAUUGUUAAAAUUCAUUAUAUUUAUUUACAUUUUGCACCGAUCAAACUACGGAAGACAUCAUGCAUGUUUUAUUUUCAAUCACUGUUGCGUGUAUGAUAUUUGGUGCAGGUCGAUGCAUUACUUGCCAUGAAUGUAACAUCUACGGGAGCGAAACGGAUGUGCAUUGUCCUCUGAGGGAAUGUCCACCUGAAUACAGCGUUUGCUCAACAAUAACGUACACACCAACCGCAGAUCCUGAUUUAGGAGAAUUGGACUGCUAUCACGAACAAGACAAUGGUACUUCAUACAGAGGGACGUGGAGUACAACAAUCUAUGGGCAGGAUUGCCUUCCCUGGGAUGCAAGCGAAAAUUUCACAUACGCUGCAAGCCACGGAAUUCCAGGACUUGGAAGUCAUAACCAUUGCAGAAACCCAGAUGGUGAUUUCAGACCUUGGUGUUAUACAACGUAUGAUUCUGAUUUUUCGUAUUGUGCUGUCCCGAAAUGUUUCACUCAUUUGAUUCCAGUGGAAGAAAGACGAUGUGGCUGGAAAAAUCAAGAAUAUUGUAAAGACGACAACAUGGGAAAAGUCUGCACUGAAGUCUGUGAUGAAGAUAAUUGCAACGUUCCGCCAGACUACGAGUUCGAAAAAACAGAGCGAAUGUUAACUGAAGAUCCUACUACAAGUACAGCACUAGAAACAAGUGCGGCUGUAAAAACUAGCACCUUUAUCAGCAUGCAGCAGACAAGCAAAGGCGAAAAGCAUGUUGUCAGCAGAGACGAGAGCGCUAAAUUAGGGAGAAGCAGCCAUCUCCGACAGGAACAAGACAAUGAUGACGGUGACGAAAGUGGAAGCAUCACUACCAGACCGUCUUUUAUUUUAAUUUCUUUAAUUGCCCCACUUUUCGCACUGUUAUUUUAAUGACCUUUGAACUUAUUUAAUAUUUUAUUCAGUAAUUUUUUUGAAGGUUAUUUCUUUAUAGCUUACUAGCUACAUUGACAACAUAAUUAUAAUGUUAUAUUUAAAAUUUGACUGUUUUUGACAUGAUUGUUUUAAAAAGAGCGACCCUCGAGACAUACAUAAGAAUAUGAAUCUUGCCAGCAACGCCCGUUUGACACCAUAUUCACGGAGUCAGUUGCUAAUUUUAAGAGUUUUGAAGUCAUUCUCUGUGAAAAGUAUUUUCAAACGAAAGUCAACGCCUUCACUAUCCCCGGUAAAAUAUUGUUCCCCACUCAUUUCUUCAAUGCUAUUUCUCCUUUUUUAUAUUUCAUAAACGUCGUUUUAUUAAAGAAAAUUACCGAUUUGGGGAUCAGGUUCAUUUUUGUAAUAAAAUACUUUCGAAUAAA
Styela clava is the source of this 1356-nucleotide messenger RNA. RefSeq lists its product as uncharacterized. Lineage: Eukaryota; Metazoa; Chordata; Ascidiacea; Stolidobranchia; Styelidae. The record is from RefSeq and is a predicted model, not a curated record.